This is a messenger RNA of Neohortaea acidophila, 873 nucleotides long. Its product is annotated as complex I intermediate-associated protein 30-domain-containing protein. Gene Ontology annotation, biological process: mitochondrial electron transport, NADH to ubiquinone; mitochondrial respiratory chain complex I assembly. The transcript has a single exon. Gene Ontology annotation, cellular component: mitochondrion. Lineage: Eukaryota; Fungi; Ascomycota; Dothideomycetes; Mycosphaerellales; Teratosphaeriaceae. The record is from RefSeq and is a predicted model, not a curated record. Bases 1 to 873 code for a protein of 290 amino acids.
AUGUUCGCGACACCAAUACGUCUCGCGAGCCGCGGCAUGCCCGGCUUCUGGCGGCGCAGCAUGGACGAGUUCAAGCGGCAAGCCAACAUCGCCGUCAAGAUGGAGGGCCUACAUGUCCCCACCAAACCCCGUCCGCUCAUGCAGUUCGAGCACCCCGGCGACAUCGAGCGGUGCAAAGUGAUGUGUGAUUCGAAGAUGGGCGGCUUCAGCAAAGCAAGCUUCACAUUCCAAGAGGGUCGAGAGCACCAGAACAGCACACGCGAACAAGGCAUCAUUGGAGACGGGAAUGAGAACGAGGCAGGAGAAGAGCCAUCACAUGUUUUGUUCAAGGGGAGCAUAAGUACAGAACUCCCGCCGAACCAGCCGGAUGUGCAGCGCAGUGGCUACGCGGCAUGGAGGACGCGGGAUCGAGGGUGGUGGAUGUUUGGCAAGCUGCUGUGGGACAUUGACCCUUAUACCUUUCUGGCACUACGAAUCAAGAGCGACGGGAGGAAGUACUUUGUGAACAUCCAGACCGAGUCGAUUGUGCCCACCGACAUCCACCAGCAUCUGCUCCCGUGCUACACGCCGGGGCAGUGGGAGACGGUCAUCAUUCCUUUCCACGCUUUUGUGCGCACAAACUAUGGCAUGGUGGUGGAGCCGCAGAGGGAAAUGCUGCGGCAGAAGGUGCGGUCGGUGGGGAUCGGCCUGACGGAUCGCGUGCCCGGUCCAUUCGAGUUGUGCAUCGCGGAUGUGUACGCGACCAACGCUGCUCCGGUGAAGGGGGUGGGGAGGGAGGAGAGUGGGUUUGACAUGGAGCCUGAGCGCACGGGCAUGAUGGAUGAGAUUGAGCCGAGGAGAAAGAAGGGAGAGCCGGAGCGAAUCCUGAUAUGA